AUGCGAAGUGCGCUGUGUUAUGUUCUGUUGCAAGUGUAUGUAUUUGCAUUAGCAACAAACCCCAGAAGUGUGGACGUAGCUUUAGAAACCACGUUUGAAUUCAACAACAAACAAGAUGUCGAAAUCAUAGAGAAAGUGCGCAAUUUCCUUAGUAAAAUAGAAGCUGCUGUCGACAAGAAAUUUGUUCUGCGCGGUGUUUCUCGAGAUGUUAAAUACGAAUUCCGUGACUUUUUAGAAGAGCUUAUAACCACGCUAAAUUCGUACAAUGAUAGUGAUUUCAAAGAAGUUUUCAAACUAUUGUAUGAAGAAAUACGCGACCAACGAUAUAAAAGAUCCAAAUUCAAUGAGUUAUUUGAUAAUGAGGACCUUAGAUAUAUUACCUUUGAAGUUUUGAACAAAAUAAAUGAAGCACCAGUACAGUUACUGCGGAUUCGGAUGAAGAAAUUUCUGAAAAGCUUAAACAGCACCAGAACUGAUAAUCAAAACACUAAUUUUAUAAACUUCUUUAACUUUCUCUACAAAAACAAGUCCCGCAAAAAAUUUAAAAAGGUUUUGAGAAAAUUCAAACGCUACGGGGAAAGGCCUGCAGAGUCUGAUUUAAAUCUAAAGGACAUCAUUAGAAGUACUCUAAACUUCCUUAUUUAUGAUCACUUCAACAAUCUAGACGAUAGCAUUCGUCACGAUGUUAAGGCUUGGCUUGGAUCUAUUCGGCAAAACUCUCAUUUUAAAACAACAUCUAAAAAACUGACAGAUAUCAAGCGUUCUAAAAAAGGUAAAGUUAAAUCCAUAACAACCAAAAAGAGGUUCAAAAACAGAAAUACAAAUUUACAAGCAACAAGCCAUAAAACUUUCGUCACUUUAUAUCCCGAAGCUAUUGUUUUUAACACAAAGAAAAAGCUAAAAAGAAUAUCGCCAGUGCCGUUAUGGAAGGAACGUACAGCUUCGAACAGAAAUUAUCUUUAUUUAGUUAGGGAUUCCAAUGCAACGGACACAAUAAAGGAGAAUGUAUUUGACAAAGACGUUGCAAAUCAGUCCGAGAACACGAGUUCUGAUAGUCCAGAGUUUAGAUGGAGAGCCACUAAUACACGUUGGAAAGAUUCUACAAAGUUGUAUGAUCAGUUCGAAAACCAACAAAAGACAAUGACCCAUAUGUUGUCUCCACCUAUCCCGUCAAAGAGUUUUACUUUAGAAAAUUUAAAUACUUCUAAGACACAAGAGCCACGAAGAAAUGCUUAUAAGAAUGAUGAAGAUUUAUCAAAUGAAAAAGCAAAUGAAAGUGGUCUGAAAGAAUCAGCGUCAGCAAAAUAUUUAGAUAGGAUUAAAAAGAUUGAAGAAGAACUAAAUGAAAUGAAGAAAGAGAUAAAAGCAAAAAUAUAUUCAAGAACAAAGCAAUACACAACAGAAACAAUUCAAUUAUUAGAUGAGUAUAAGGGCUUUAUUGGUAGAGAGGAAGAUAUUUACCCGAGCAAGACAUCGGAUGUCUCGGUUGUUGAUAGAAAGUACGCAGAAAAUACAAGCGAGCAUUCACACUUACGUAAUGAAACAUCAAAAUCUGAUUUAGUAUUCAGAAGCGAUAAAUUUAAUAAUAUGAAAGAAAAUGAUAUAUUUGGGGACGAACUUUUAUUACGAGAUACUAAAGAAGUAACGUCAGUUGAUGUCGUACAUAGUGCUACUAUUAAACCUGAACUCAGUACAUUAAAUAUAAAUAUAUCUAGUAGGGUAGGUGAGAAUUCAACUAUAUUUACAGAUCAUAUUCCUAAAAGCACAGAGCUCAUUGCACCUAAAACUGAAACAGUCACCCUACCAGUUGUAAGUGAAAGUGACACGAAAAUCUUGAUUGAAGAAGUGAAUGUUCCAAAAAAUGUUACUUUUACCCAAAUGCCAGUAAAUGUCGAAUCUGAUAUAACUGUUUCCAAAGAGUUUUCAAAUAAAUCCUCAUCUUUGGGCUACGCGGAACACAUAAGUUUGAAAAUAUAA
Molecule: messenger RNA, 1977 nt
Organism: Parnassius apollo (apollo)
Lineage: Eukaryota; Metazoa; Arthropoda; Insecta; Lepidoptera; Papilionidae
Source: the annotation of a GenBank genome assembly